GCGGCGAGCGAUCGGCGGGAAGCUGCAUGCAUCGCCCGUCUCCCUCGCCAUCCCCACCGCCUGCCCCCUUCUGCCUCCCUCUCCUUGCCGGGUUGCAGGGCGCGCUCCAGCUCUCCGUGUUCCCCUCGCCGGGAACCUGAGCUGAUCAUUUCCUUUCCCACCGAUCGGUCCACUAGGAGCCGACGAUCGACAACAACCCAAUUCGUUCCAGCUCUCGACCGCUCGUUGAUCCGGCCGGCCGGGCCAUGCGCUGGAGGUAAGCCGGCGCCGACACCGACAUCGACUGUAGUUCUCUCUCCCCCCUCUCUCUUGUCCGGGCCGGGAGGGGAGGAGAGAAGACCAGGAGGACCGACGACACCUCGCGGCGCGACGACGGAGGAGGAGGAGUGGUGCGGGGAGACGAAGACGAUCUGCUGAGAUGGCGACGGCGAUGGACACGACGGUGCCGAGGAGCGGGUUGGGGGAAGGCGGCGGCGGCGGCGGCGGGCUGAAGAAGGGGCCGUGGACGCAGGCGGAGGACAGGGUGCUGCUCGACCACGUGCGGCGGCACGGCGAGGGCAACUGGAACGCGGUGCGCCGGGAGACCGGGCUGCAGCGCUGCGGCAAGAGCUGCCGGCUCCGGUGGGCCAACCACCUCCGCCCCAACCUCCGCAAGGGCCCCUUCUCCCCCGAGGAGGAGCGCCUCAUCCUCCGCCUCCACGGCCUCAUCGGCAACAAGUGGGCGCGCAUCUCAACGCACCUCCCGGGGAGGACGGACAACGAGGUCAAGAACUUCUGGAACACGCGCCUCAAGCGCCGGCAGCGCGCCGGCCAGUCGCUCUACCCGCCGGACGUCGAGCGGGAGAUCGCCUUCAUGCGCGCCCAGAACAUCAACCCGUUCGCCGACGCGGACGGCAACACCGCGGCGUCGCCGUUCUCGGACCCGUUCGCGCUGCCGCCCAGGCCGCCGUCGUCCACCAAACCGGCCUCUCACUCUCACUCCUCGCCGCUGAUCAACCAGCACUACCCGCUCCUCAACGAGAUGCAGGGGAUGCAGAUGCGCCACCACGCCGUCCAGCACGCGCACCCGCAGCCGGCGUUCCAUCACCACCACGGAGGCAUCAGGUUGCCGGGGCUCCCGCCGUUGCCGACUAGGCCGCGCGAGCUCCCUUCGAACCAAAUCGAGACGGCGAGCUGCAGCGGCGGAGCCGACGGCCUGCUCGAGGCGCUGCUGCUCGGCGUCGACGAACAUCAACUCCCCCGUCCCAACCAUGGCGUGUGCAGGGCCGGCUCCAUGCCCGAUCUCAUGUACGGCGGCGUCUCGAGCGGGAGCGACAGCGACGUCACCUCGCAGUUCCCUCCCGGUCCCGGAGGCCAGGAUCCGCACCAUGGCGGGAAAUGGGACUUCCUCGUCGAUGAUGUGAAGCCACCAAUGAGGAGGGCGACAAGCGCGGCGGAGAACGAGACCUCCGGUAUGUUCGGCGUGGCCCAUGGGUCGAUAUCAGGGGAGUGGUUCGGUACCGGCGUUGGGUCGCCAGGGCCGUCGUCCGUCGUCACCACGGAGGAUGAGUUUGGCCUCGAGAUGCAGCAGCUCAUGUCGUCGCUGCCACUGUCGGCCGACGAGCUUAACUGGAACGCUUAAUUGGUAAAAGAAAAAGGGGAAAUUAAAGACAUAGGGCUGGUGUUUCUUUCCGUGGGAGCAGAAGAUGCCUUCUUUUUGUAUCGAGUGAGUCAUAUUGUCGGGUCUUGCUAAUGAUGCUAUAAGAAGCGUUUCGCCCCAUGAUCAGCUUGGGUGUCAAAAAACAAACAGAGACGAAAUCCCUUGUUCUUAAUUGAAGGAACAAAAAUAGUUUCAAU
This is a messenger RNA of Triticum aestivum (bread wheat), 1836 nucleotides long. RefSeq lists its product as uncharacterized. NCBI's taxonomy places the organism in Eukaryota, Viridiplantae, Streptophyta, Magnoliopsida, Poales, Poaceae. The record is from RefSeq and is a predicted model, not a curated record. Gene Ontology annotation, molecular function: catalytic activity. The transcript has 3 exons. The coding region runs from base 419 to 1621 and encodes 400 amino acids.